GUUGCAGACAUCGUGUAUUAGAGGUGCGGUCGCCAACCAAAGGACAAGUCCCGGGAUCAUAUCAGUCUGCCGGCGCGCAGUUGGCGUGCAGUCACACCCACUCCUGCUUUCAAACACUGCCAACCUGCACCGCCAGCCAGCGGAGCACGACCAUGAUUUUUGUUACUGUCAUCGCACUCUACCUCACUUACCGCUUGUAUCGAUUUUUGCACGGGCUUCAUAAAACCUCCUACCUUCCUGGUAUAAGACCGUUGUUCGAUCCAACUGUCCCUCCAGGAAACUUCAUCCCAACAUGCUGGUUCAACUAUGGCUUUCUUUGGACCUGGGUUUUUCGCAAGACAGAGCAGUUUAGACCCAAUUACGAGGUACUCUCCUCUGUGCCUAUAUUGUCUGGCACACCGUUCUACUACCUUAGGUCUGUCGAAGUAGUCAGGCAGUUCCUUGGAAACGAAAUCAAGAACCAGAUCGCUAAACCCGACUCCUUCACAACCGCUCGUUUAUGGGGCCACAGUGUAGCUUCCCAACAUGGCGAGGACUGGAAACGCCACAGGCGAGCCGUUGUUCCCGCCUUCAACCAGACGAUGUUCUCUCGUGUGGCAGAGGAAACGGUUGCUGUAUACAACGACUUAGUCACAUCGCAAGGAUGGAGCAGUGCCACUCGCGAUGUCAUCGUCCACAUCGAUCCUCUCAUUAUAAGAUUUACCUUCGUCAUUUUAUCACGUUGCGGUUUUGGUAUACCCAUCUCUUGGAAAACCAACGAAGAUGACUCAGACGAUGCUAUUUUUGAGAAGGCUCUUGCUACUGCGUCAGAGACAUUCAUCCCCCGUAUUUCCAUCCCAAAUUGGCUUUAUGCCCUGCCUAUCAGAGCCUUACAGGAGAUUGACAAUGCUUGGAACACGGUCGUCAUACUCAUGCGCAAGUUUGCUCAGGCUCGUCGGUCUGAUCUAGCCGGUUUCAACGAAGACGGUGACAGAACCAGGGACGUCUUUACCCGGCUUGUACUUGCUGCUGAUGAAGUUGGGAAACAUGCUCUCGAUAUUUCCGAAGUUGCACCCAACAUGCUCACGUUGCUUUUCGCCGGGCAUGAGACGACGAUGAGUUCACUUAUCACGACGCUGAUGAUGCUUGCGCUUUGGCAAGACGAGCAGGAGAAAGCUCACGAGGAGAUCGUCCGCGAGUUUCCUAAGGGAACACUACUUACGACAAACGUUUGCAAAGGGCUGAAAUAUGUGACAGCAUGUGUAAUGGAAUCCAAUAGGUUGAUUCCGGCAACGGUGUACCUCGGCCGAGCGACGACGACAACGGAAAUUCACAUUACAAUCAGACGUCCAAGGCCCGAGACGAUUGUUAUCCCAAAGGACGCGAUGGUAGUCAUUGAUCAAUUCUCCAUCCUUCACAACCCAAUCGACUUCCCGGCACCAGACGUUUACAAUCCUUCUCGUUUCUUGGAUGAAGUAGACAGUGACAUGCCUAUGACCAUCUUUGGCACUGGUCCGCGGGCAUGUCUUGGCAGGAAAUUUGCGAUGACGGAAAUGGUGUGCUUCAUUGCACUUUUUCUGAGGGAUUGGAAGGUGGAUGUUGUACCAGAAGACCUGGUGAAUGUCGAGCGUGAGGCUCUCAAGGGUUCACGAACUCAAGCCACCGGGACCAAGAUGAGCGAGAAAGAGAAAAGAGAAAGGUUGCAGGAGCGACUCAUGUCUGAUGCGAUGCUCAGAGGGACAACAUUCGCGUUGGGAAAAGUGAGAUUAUGUGUGAGCGCAAGACACUAGUACUUGAUAGAGACCAUUGUUGUAUUUGGUGUGUUACCUGCUGAUUACCGUAUCGGUGUAUAAUAUUUUGUACAGUUCGCGGGUUGGAAAACCGCUUGCUUUACGCUCCGUAUAUGGCGGAAGGUCAGAAAGUUGGUGUCCAAUAUUCUUAUAUACUUGGGAGAAUGGUUCACGUCUU
Messenger RNA from Pisolithus orientalis, 1947 nucleotides. Its product is annotated as cytochrome P450. The transcript has 13 exons. Lineage: Eukaryota; Fungi; Basidiomycota; Agaricomycetes; Boletales; Pisolithaceae. Gene Ontology annotation, molecular function: iron ion binding; heme binding; oxidoreductase activity, acting on paired donors, with incorporation or reduction of molecular oxygen. The record is from RefSeq and is a predicted model, not a curated record. Bases 153 to 1769 code for a protein of 538 amino acids.